GGUAAUUAGCAUGUUAGUGUCUACACGAGGCUAUAUAUGUAGCUUUCCCAUCCUCCUGCCUCCUUCCCUGAUUCCAAACCCAAAGCAAACAUUUCUCUCCCCCUCUCGAGCUUGAGGAUCGCAACAGGCAUGAAGAUAGAGCUCCUCAAAUCAGCUUCACAAAAUCAAUUAGGAUCACCAACAACGGGGAUGCACCUUGGCAAGUUCUACCAAUCUUCUGCGACUACUAAUUAUCUGUAUGGUAUUUCCGAGCCACCGGAACUCGGAUCAUCUAGUAAAAGUGCCGCAAGUACUGAUCCAAUAUUUCUAAAUCCAUAUAUUGUUGCUUCAACAUCGUCCAUCUCACUCGCGGGCAACCCUGUUCGAGAUUCAGGCAGCAUUGCUUCUGUAGCAGUUCCAGAAUUUACACCUGCAAAUGGAUCAUCAUUGUCGAAUCCAUUGCAGAAAAGAAGCUCCAUGGAUGCGAUGAGAGAAAUGAUUUUCCGCAUAGCAAUGAUGCAGCCGAUUCACAUUGACCCUGAAUCGGUAAAGCCACCGAGAAGAAAGAAUGUGAAGAUGUCCAAGGACCCUCAAAGUGUGGCAGCUAGGCACCGGAGGGAACGGAUUAGUGAGAAGAUCAGAAUUCUGCAGAGACUUGUUCCAGGAGGGACUAAAAUGGACACGGCUUCUAUGUUGGACGAGGCGGCUCAUUACCUUAAGUUUUUAAAAAAGCAAGUGCAAUCCCUGGAGCAAACUGCAAAUAAUAGGCCACUGAAUAAUGCUGGAAUUCCGAUGAUGAUGGCGACAUCAGCUGUAGAUUAUUCUAACUUGGUAAAAGGAUGCCAGCAUCAGUCUGUUCGCCUGGGCUCUAUACAAAUGCUUACUUGAGAGAGAGUAUAAUUUUGGUUAUCUGUGUCUGGUGGAAAAGAUUUGGGGGUUUGUAAAGAAAUGGCUCUUUUUGGCUUGUUUUUAACAUUAUUGACACUUUCUAAAUCUGAAUGCCUUUCUUCUCUUAUUUAGCAAGUCCAAAUUUGGAGGAGGAAUGAAAUCAAGCUCACUUCACUUGUGCAAGUUUCUAUUAUGGUAACAAGCCAAUUAUCGUAUAAUUAAAUUAAGCAACUUCGCUCUUCUAGACUAA
This is a messenger RNA of Coffea arabica (coffee), 1117 nucleotides long. RefSeq lists its product as uncharacterized. Gene Ontology annotation, biological process: regulation of DNA-templated transcription. Gene Ontology annotation, molecular function: protein dimerization activity; DNA-binding transcription factor activity. The record is from RefSeq and is a predicted model, not a curated record. NCBI's taxonomy places the organism in Eukaryota, Viridiplantae, Streptophyta, Magnoliopsida, Gentianales, Rubiaceae.